Molecule: messenger RNA, 758 nt
Organism: Hibiscus syriacus
Lineage: Eukaryota; Viridiplantae; Streptophyta; Magnoliopsida; Malvales; Malvaceae
Product: ras-related protein Rab11A-like
Exons: 3
Coding region: 1-660 (219 amino acids)
Cellular component (GO): endosome
Molecular function (GO): GTPase activity; GTP binding
Source: RefSeq, a predicted model, not a curated record
AUGUCGACAUCAUCCUUUUCCGUCGACGAAGCUCCACCCGAUCUCACCUCCCCUGACGACCAAAACCCCUAUAAAAUCAUUCUUGCUCGGUUUUCUAGAAAUGAGUUUAGUUUAGAUUCCAGGGCUACCAUUGGAGUUGAGUUUCGGACUAGAACUCUUGUUAUUCAACACAAGAGCGUCAAGGCUCAGAUCUGGGACACUGCUGGUCAAGAACGAUACAAAGCUGUUACGAGUGUAUACUAUGAGAGAGCCGUCGGGGCAAUGCUGGUUUACGAUAUAACAAAACGCCAGACCUUUGAUCACAUCCCACGUUGGCUGGAAGAGUUGCACAGCCAUGCCGACAAGAACAUUGUUAUUAUUCUGAUCGGUAACAAAUGUGACGUUAAGAACCAGAGGGAAGUUCCGACGGAGGAUACCAAAGAAUUCGCGCAAAAGGAAGUACUGUUUUUCUUGGAGACAUCAACCCUUGAAGCAACUAAUGUGGAGACUGCCUUCAUGACUGUGCGCACCGAGAUCUUCAACAUCGUGAACAAGAAGAACCUGGUUACCGAUGAGAAUCAGGGAAACGGCAACCCUGCAUCUCUAGCAGGCAAGAAGAUCAUCAUUCCAGGUCCAGCACAAGAAAUUCCAGCGAAGAGCAACAUGUGCUGUAGAUCAUGAGUUAAUCUGGAUUCAUCUCCUAUUGUAUGCCAGGUUAUUUCUUUUAACAUUCUUAAUAGCAAUUCUUUUAUGGGUGUGGUAUGUGUUUGUAUAUUUUA